Symbiodinium natans is the source of this 1029-nucleotide messenger RNA. The record is from the annotation of a GenBank genome assembly. Lineage: Eukaryota; Dinophyceae; Suessiales; Symbiodiniaceae.
AUGGUUUCCAGGUUUGUCGGGCGCCGACAACCUGCAGUCAAAGCUGCCACUGUGCCUGAAGCCGAAGCUCCUCUGGUCUCACCGGCAUCCAGUCCAUCUGGGCUCAAUGAGCUGUUAGAGGUGCACAAAGACAAGCCUCCCAGAUGUAGAGUAGAGGUGGCGACGCACACAGCAAAGAACUGGGGUGGCAGGCACGAAAAUGAGGAUCGAUGCAUGGCAGUUCACGACUGCCUGGGAGAUUCUCGGAUUCCGUUUCACACUGUUGGUGUCCUAGACGGUCACGACACAGACUCCGCAUCUGAUUUGGUCGCGAAACUGCUUCCAGUGGCUGUCGGCAGGCGGAUGAAGGAUGGCCUUUCGAUCAGUCAGGCUUACAUGGAAGCAAUGGCUGAGAUGGAAGACCGAUUAAAACGCGAGCACGCCACUGCCGGCACGUGCGUCAACAGCUGCACAAUUGCUGCUGGCCGCGUGUGGUGUGCGAAUCUUGGCGAUUGCCGAGCAGCUCUUGUGCUGCUUGAGGCAUCCGCCACAGCAAGCGGUGCAGCCAAGGCAGAGGUCCUCAUGUGGUUAUCUCGCGACCACAAGGCCAGCUGCCCGAUAGAACAGAAGCGCAUCGAGGCGGUAGGUGGAUCUGUCAUAGACGGAAGGGUCGAAGGCCUGGAACCUUCCAGGACUCUUGGCGAUUUCGACGUGAAAAUGACAGUGAAACCAGGGGUUAUCUCCAUCGUGCCUGAGGUGCGAAGUGUGGAGGUUGAUGCUGGUUCGACGGCCAGUGGCCGCCGUGGAAUUUUAAUGUGUGCCACCGACGGCGUUUGGGACGUGAUGACUGGGCAGGACCUGUGCAAGCUGAUACAAGCAAGAAAGGACCUGGCUGCUUUCUUAAGUCCUGAGGCACUAUUGGAGGUACCAAGAGCGGGGUCACAGGCUCUCCACGAGCUGGCGGAGGACAUUGUGCAGUUCGCCCUUGCCAAGGGCAGUCGCGAUGAUUGCACAUGCUUGGUCGCCAUGAUAAUGGUUGCCCACGACUAG